Molecule: messenger RNA, 871 nt
Organism: Aphanomyces astaci
Lineage: Eukaryota; Oomycota; Saprolegniomycetes; Saprolegniales; Verrucalvaceae
Exons: 2
Coding region: 327-809 (160 amino acids)
Biological process (GO): cell redox homeostasis
Cellular component (GO): cytosol; mitochondrion
Molecular function (GO): peroxiredoxin activity
Source: RefSeq, a predicted model, not a curated record
UGACUGCUCAAGAUAAUACAACAUGCCGCCCGCUGCAGCUUCCGUUCGCGUGGGUAGCAAGAUUCCAAAGAUGAUUGGCACGACCCAAAUGGGGACGAUCAAGCUGCAUGAUUACAUUGACGGCGCAUGGACGUUGCUUCUGACAUUUCCGCAGGACUUUCAUCCUGUGUGGGCGACUGUACGUUCGUUGACAUCUUCGUCGACGUCCCACCACACAUAGUCGAUCGCAUUGUGGUAGGAAUUAGGCAUGCUCACAAAGCUCAAGCCUCAGUUUGACGCGCGAAACUGCCGAGUGCUGGGGCUAAGCGUUGGAUCUCGUACUGUCCAUGUCAUUGACAGAAUGUUCACCACCACUUAUAGUGAAGCAACAAGCGCGCUUCCUCGACGACGUCAACGAAACCCAAGACGUCCAAGUGAACUUUCCCAUAUUCGCCGACGAAUCCGGCGAUUUGUCGCGAACGCUGGGUCUCAUCUCGCCGUCGGCCCCGGUCCACGGCUCGGAGCAUUUCAAGCUCCCGUACAGCGCCGCGUUCCUCCUGGACAUUGACAUGAUCGUGCAGUUCGUGUUCUACUACCCCGUCGCCGUCGGGCGCAACCUGUACGAGUUUAUUCGAGUGUUGGAUGGAUUGCAGCUCACAGCAUACAACCAAGUGGUGCUGCCAACCAACUGGAAGGUCAACGACGACGUGUUCAUUGAGCCAGACAUCACGUCCGACGCGGCCAAGGCGCUAUUUCCCCAUGGUUUUCACGAACUCAAGCCGUAUUUCCGAGUGACGCCGUCUCCGACCCUCACCGAGGACCAAUCUUAACUCAUCGACCAACCUCGAUAAACAAUCGAACAAAAAGAAGAAGCUAUUGUGCUUUCGAGUGA